AUGGCCGAGGAAACCGAGAAUCUGAUCUUAGCGCAAGAGUACAAAAUUGGUGCUCUCACACGCGUGCUCAUCAACUACAAGAAACUCCCGAAGGCGAGCGUGACGGUGCCGACGAUCCAGAGCCGCAUCUCCCAGCUGAAGGAGCUCUGGGCCGCCUGUAGCAACCAACAUGUCCUGCUUUUGCAGACCGCUACGUCCGGGGAGCUAAAGGGCCUGCCCUACUUCGUGGACAACGUAAUCCUGGAAGCCGAGGACGUCUAUGCCAACACGAGCGACAUUCUACAAAACGCGCUAAGUAGACUGUUACCCGCUAACACUAACUCUUCAUUAUCCGAUAGUCACGACGAGUCUGUUUCGCGCGAGUCGGGUUCUCAGAUCUCGCGAUUGCCACGUAUAUCGUUGCCAAAAUUUACCGGUAAAAUCGCGGAAUGGGAGAGUUUUCGAAACAUGUUCGAGUCUCUCGUGGCCUGUAGUGUUUCGCUUUCUAAAGUUCAGAAAUUUCAUUACUUAAAAACAAGCGUUACCGGUGAAGCCGCGGUGCUGAUCAAUAACUUGAAAAUUUCGGAGGCUAAUUACGACUCCGCGUGGCAAUUGCUGAUCGACGAAUACGACGACAAGCAAACCUCAGUUCAUACGCAUUUGCACGCGUUUGCUAGUCUACCUGUGAUGAAAACGGAGAAUGUGAACGACUUGCAAAAACUCUGCGAUACGGUCUCUUCGUCGUUAACCGCGCUAAAGAAUCUCGAUCGUCCGGUAAAUGAGUGGGACGAUCUGCUCGUUUAUCUUAUUGCUCAAAAGUUUAGUCCUCGCACUCGCAGCGAAUGGAAUUUGAAACGUACGGAAUUCGCCAAGCUUCCGUCUUACAAAGAUAUUAAUGACUUUCUGACUCUACGCAUUCGCGGAUUAUCCGAUCUUUCCGAUUCGCCGAAGGAUACUCGUCGUUAA
This is a messenger RNA of Trachymyrmex cornetzi, 945 nucleotides long. RefSeq lists its product as uncharacterized. The coding region runs from base 1 to 945 and encodes 314 amino acids. Lineage: Eukaryota; Metazoa; Arthropoda; Insecta; Hymenoptera; Formicidae. The transcript has a single exon. The record is from RefSeq and is a predicted model, not a curated record.